AUGCCCAGUUGAGGUGCCAGUAUCUAGCUCUCUUCACUCCCGCCAGACGAAAGCGACGCACCACACCACGUCGAGCCAUGGAGUCACCGCCUCGUGCGGUGCAGCUGCUGGUUCUUCUCGGCGUCGCCGCCGUCUCGGCCUCGGCUGAUGCGGCGUUUCCAAGAGAGGCGCUCCCGACCAGCUCCGGCUACCUCCCCGUCGACGCCUCCACCAACGCCUCGCUCUUCUUCGCCUUCUACGAGGCCAGUGCCCCGCUCGCCGCGCCGGCCGACACGCCGCUGCUCCUCUGGCUCGAGGGCGGCCCCGGCUGCUCCGGGCAGCUCAGCAACUUCCUCCAGCUCGGUCCCUACUCCCUCCGCCGCCGCACCGGCAACUGCACCUCCCCCUCGCGUAACCCCUUCGCGUGGAACCGCCGCUUCGGGCUGCUCUUCCUCGACAGCCCGCUGGGCACCGGCUUCAGCGCCGCGUCGUCCGUCGCGGACAUCCCGCGGAGCCAGCCCGCCAUCGCCGAGCACGUCCUCGCCGCGCUCCAGUCCUUCUUCGACGCCAGCCCGGCCCGCUUCCGCGCGCGGCCCUUCUUCCUCGCCGGCGAGAGCUACGCCGGCAAGUACGUCCCCGCGGCAGCGUCGCGCAUCCUCGCCGCGAACAUGGCGCUGCCGGCGAACAGAAGGAUCGGCCUCCGCGGCGUGGCCAUCGGCAACGGGCUGGUGCACCCGGUCGCGCAGGUCGCCACGUACGCCGACACGGCCUACUUCAUGGGGCUCGUCAACCGGCGGCAGUGGCGGGAGCUGGAGGUUAUGCAGGCCGAGACGAUGGCGCUAGCGCGGGCGGGGCGGUGGGGUGAGGCGACGGACGCGCGCGCGCGGUUGCUGGCGCGGCUGCAGGCGGCCACGGGCCUCGCCACGCUCUUCGACGUGGUCACCCAGGGGUGGCUGGACGCCGACAUGCUGGGCGAGUUCGUGAACCGGGCCGGCGUCAAGGCGGCGCUGGGUGCGCGGGGCGACGUCGCGUGGGAGGCCUGCGCGGCGGCGGUGGUCACCGCGUUGCGGGAGGACGGGAUGAAGAGUGCAAAGCCGGAGGUGGAAGCGCUGUUGCGGCGGGAGGGGAUGCGGGUGCUUCUGUACGAGGGUCUCCGCGACCUGCGCGACGGCGUGGCGUCGGCGGAGGCGUGGCUGGAGGAGGUGGACUGGGACGGGAUGGCGGAGUUCCGAGAAGCCGAGCGCGCCGUGUGGCGGACCACCGACGAGGGGGAGCUCGCCGGGUACGUGCAGAGGCACGGCGCGCUGGCGCACGUGGUGGUGUACGGUGCCGGGCACUUCGUGCCGGCGGGCAAUGGCCGCGCGGCGCAGGAGAUGAUUGAGGGUUGGGUGUCCCAGAUGGGAGUGUUUGGUAGCGGCAAUACCGGCGACCGUGUACUCGAGACCGGCGGCGGCGUCGGGCACGCCGUGAUAUGAUUAAGCUUGUAAAGACCACGAGUCUGACAGUCAUCAACGUAGGAGCAACUCUGCCUACCGCUUCGUUCUCAACCGCCCAGGGGAGGCGAUUUGGCAGGCCAAGCCGUUCCUGCUUCCUGUUGCCGGUGAGGCCGUCGGCUCCUCUGCCCUCCGCUCACCGCUCCGGCGGCAGCGGGAGGGUGGGGGAGCCCGGGUCCUUCCGUCCGGUCUGUAGAUAGGUUUAGGAUAGGUAUGUCGGGUAACGGCGCUUGUUCGGUGCCGACGCCGCCAUCGCGAAGAAAGUUUUUCGGGCCACCGCCUUCACGAUGUUCUUCAGCGGUGUCGAGGAGCCACGGAUUUGUGUUCGAGCGAGUUCUUCAAGACGGCGGUGGAGUUCUUGCUCUGGCUCUUGUUUCUUUGGCUCCAUCCGCAUCGCGCCGGCUGUGUCUCCAGUGUCGUCGCAGAGCCGGAAGUAUGUAUCUUGGAGUUGGCCGACACUCCAGCGCCGGUCUUGUCCAAGGGAUGCUCAACAAGGAGAUUUGGCGUGGAAGAUUAGUCUAAAUUUCAGUUAAGUUCGUCUAAAUGUCUAUGUAAAAUAUUUCGAAUCGGCAGCGAAUUUCGUUCUAGUAAGUUGUAUGUACUUGUUGAAUCAAAUUUGUGUUUGUAUGCACAAAA
This is a messenger RNA of Aegilops tauschii subsp. strangulata, 2108 nucleotides long. RefSeq names its product serine carboxypeptidase-like 50. The record is from RefSeq and is a predicted model, not a curated record. Gene Ontology annotation, molecular function: serine-type carboxypeptidase activity. Lineage: Eukaryota; Viridiplantae; Streptophyta; Magnoliopsida; Poales; Poaceae. Gene Ontology annotation, biological process: proteolysis.